Messenger RNA from Macrosteles quadrilineatus (aster leafhopper), 3714 nucleotides. RefSeq lists its product as uncharacterized. The coding region runs from base 1 to 3714 and encodes 1237 amino acids. The record is from RefSeq and is a predicted model, not a curated record. Lineage: Eukaryota; Metazoa; Arthropoda; Insecta; Hemiptera; Cicadellidae. Gene Ontology annotation, molecular function: nucleic acid binding. Gene Ontology annotation, biological process: DNA integration. The transcript has 2 exons.
AUGGAAGUGGAGUUGAAGAAGCUAGAAGAAAUACAGAAAUUGGAAAGAGCCCAUGAGGAAAGAGAAAUGGAGCGACAACGACAAGUUGAAGAAAUGGAGUGGCAACGACGAAUGGAAGCUAGAGAACUAGAGCGACAGAAGCAACUGCUGACAGCGAGAGCUGAGCUUGAGUCUGCUUCAGUGUGUGGCAGUCAACAGUCAAGCCGCCCAACAAGGAAAAUUAUUGAAGGUCCUCCCAACUCUCCAGUCUUGUCUUGGAGUCGUUUAGGCUGGACAUUGCACGGUAAAUGUCAUGAACACAUUGGGCGAGUAGAUAGUCAAUUCACUCUAACGUCUUUUGAAAGUGAAAAACUUCAUGAUAUUAUCAAAGAUUCUUUUGAAAUCGAAAAUUAUGGCGUGUCCCUAGUAGAAGAUGACAAUGUGAAAUCAGUUGAAGACGAAACAGCCCUCAAGAUUUUAGAAGAUACGACCAAAAAAGUAGGGGAUAGGUAUGAAUCCGGCCUACUAUGGAAGUCAGAAGACUUUAAAUAUCCACCGAGCUAUGAAAAUGCGCUGAAAAGGCUUAAGGGUAUUGAAAGGAAGAUGGCAAGAGACGAAAACUUUCAUAACAAAUACAAAGCCAAGAUCACUGACUAUGAAGAAAAAGGUUACAUCAGAAAACUACGUGAUGACGAAGCUACUGUUAUAAAUGACCGGACGUAUUAUCUGCCUCAUUUUGGGGCAAUAAAUCCAAACAAACCUGACAAACUGAGGUUAGUAUUUGACGCAGCUGCUAAAGCGAAUGGUGUGUCAUUCAAUGAUGGUUUGCUUAGUGGUCCUGACCUUUUGAACCCUCUGCCAGCAGUACUUCUCAAAUUCAGAUUAAGAAAAUUUGCGAUCGCAGGUGACAUACAAGAAAUGUUUCAUCAAGUACGUAUCAGAAAAGAAGAUGUCGAUUCGCAAAGGUUUCUAUGGAGAGAAGAUCCGAACAACGAACCAGAUACCUAUAUCAUGGAAGCAAUGAUAUUUGGAUCAACGUGUUCCCCGAGUACUGCCUUGUAUGUAGUAAACAGCAACGCCAAGAGGUUUCUACAAAUUUACCCAGAAGCAAGUAAAGCGAUCCUCUGCAGUGAAUACAUGGACGAUCUACUAGACUCUACUGAUACAGAAGAAGAAGCUAGAAUUAGAAUACAACAGAUAACAGAAAUUCACAAGUCCGGAGGUUUUAAAAUCUGUAACUGGUUGUCAAAUUCAAAAGAAAUUUUACUCGAAAUACCGGAAGAUUUGAAGACAAACUCUACAAAACAGCUGCAACCUGAAAGUCGUCUACCUACAGAACGUAUCCUCGGAAUGUGGUGGGAUGCUGAAACUGACCACUUUUCAUUUCACCGGAACGCCGAAAAGGUACAGUUAGUUGAAACAAGGUAUCCGACCAAACGUGAAGUUUUAAGAGGAGCUAUGUCCAUUUUCGAUCCAUUGGGAUUAGUUGUACCUACUACUAUAAAAGGGAGAAUGCUUGUUCAGGACAUUUGGCGAACAAACAUAACGUGGGACGAAGUUCUUUCGAUAGAACUUAGUAAAAAAUGGCAAGACUGGCUACAAGAAGUAAAAUGUCUGCAGAGCUUCACCAUACCUCGAUGCUAUUUUAACGUCAAAACAAUUGAAGAAGUUGAACUCCAUACGUUUGUUGAUGCUAGUGAAGAGGCCUAUGCAGCAGUUUCGUAUCUACGCCAUGGAUGUGUCAGAGGUACUUACAAGACCAUGCUUGUUAUGGCACGUGCCAAAGUAGCACCACUCAAACAAACAACCAUUCCCCGACUAGAACUCCAAGCAGCUGUUCUUGGAUGCAGAAUAGCUUGUAGCAUCAUAAAAGACAUUGACUUAACUAUUUCUCGUCAGAUAUUUUGGUCAGAUUCUGUAACAGUUUUGCACUGGCUGAAAUCCGACCCUAGACAAUUCAAACAGUAUGUUUCCAAUAGAAUUGGAGAAAUUCAAGAUUUGUCUAAACCUGAAGAAUGGAGAUGGGUUCCACCAAAACAGAAUCCGGCAGAUGUUGCAACUAGAAGUAACAAAAAGUUUACAUCAGCCAUGCAUUCUGAAUGGAUUCACAGACCCUCAUUUCUAAUGCGAGAAUCGAGUGACUGGCCAAUACAACCGUCCACACUACAAGUCAAGGAUAACGAAGAAACAAAGAAGAAAUUCGUCGGAGUUGUAAACAGUAAUGAAAACCCUCCUCUUUUGACAGUUGAAAACUUUUCUUCUUGGGAAAAAGUGACACGUGUAUUAGCAUGGGUACACAGAUUUAUUAGCAUGCUAAGGUCCCAUACUACCGCCACCACGAAAAAAAAACUGAAAACGGUCAACGUAGAUUUUGGAAAUAUACCAGAACUUCAACCAGAGGAAAUUCAAAAAGCUGAACAGAACUUGAUAUCAAUGUCUCAAAAGGCAAGCUUCAAUGAAGAAAAAAAUUUACUGCUGAAGAACAAACCGCUACCAAAGUCCAGUAGAAUAUUCUCUUUAAAUCCCUUCAUUGAUCAGUCUCUAAUAAGAAUGUUGAGUAGAAUACAUAGUUCACCAGAAAUAAGCGAAGAACAAAAGCAUCCUAUCAUUUUAGACGGCAAAAGUCAUACGGCUAAACUAAUCGUAAAAAUGUUUCACGAGAAAUGUUUCCAUCAGGGCAUCGAGACUGUUAUCAAUAUGACUAGACAACAGUUCUGGAUCUUAAACGUACGAUCAGUCGCCAAGAAAGUUCAAAGGAGCUGCAUGAGGUGUAGCAUAGACAAUGCCAAACCUUAUCCUCCUCAGAUGGCUGCACUACCACAGUUAAGGACCUCAAAAGUGCAACAUCCAUUCUUCUACACUGGAGUGGAUUAUUUCGGACCUAUCGAAGUUACUGUUGGCCGCAGACAUGAAAAAAGAUAUGGUGUCCUAUUUACCUGUUUAUCGACUCGAGCAAUUCACAUCGAAACGGCUCAUUCUCUUAACACAGAGAGUUGUAUAAUGGCGACUCAACGAUUCAUCAGCCGAAGACCAGUUCCCUCAGAACUAUAUUCCGACAAUGGCACAAACUUUGUAGCUGCAGAUAGGGAACUUAGAAACGCUGUAAAGUCACUCAAACAUGAAAAGAUCCAAAAAGACGUGGUGAACUACGGGAUAAAAUGGAAUUUCAUUUGCCCGCGAGCACCACAUAUGGGAGGCUGCUGGGAAAGACUUGUUAGGUCUGUAAAGACCGCAUUAAGGAGUGUUAUGCGCUGCCAGUACCCAAAAGACGAAGGGCUUCAGACAUUCAUGGUUCGCGUUGAAUUUAUAAUAAAUUCUCGCCCACUCACACAUGUUUCUCUGGAUCCCAAUGACCCCGAACCAAUCACGCCAAACCAUUUUAUAAGAGAAGCUUACAAAAUCAACCUAAACGAAGACCAACUGUGUAAACGACAAUUAGCUCGUGUUAUAUCACUCCUAGACAGCUUCUGGAAGAGAUGGGUGCAUGAGUACCUUCCAUGCCUUUCAAGACGGUGCAAAUGGCACAAGAAAUUGGACCCACCAAAGAUUGACGAUCUUGCAAUAAUAAUUGAGGAAAACUGUCCAAGAAAUACUUGGCCCCUUGGCCGAAUCUCGGCUGUCUACCCAGGUCAUGAUGGCCAAGUACGAAUAGUAGACAUAACAACAUCAAAAGGAACUUAUCACCGGCCUCUGACUAAAGUUGCAGUCCUUUCCGUUGGAGGGGAAAAGAUGUAA